Messenger RNA from Racocetra persica, 311 nucleotides. The record is from the annotation of a GenBank genome assembly. Lineage: Eukaryota; Fungi; Glomeromycota; Glomeromycetes; Diversisporales; Gigasporaceae.
CGAUUUUGAAAUUCAAAAUAUUAAAGAAAAAAAGAUAAAACGUGUGGAUUAUACGUGGUUCAGAAAGAACGAAAACACAAAUUAUCGAAGACCGAUCAUGUUCCCUGAUGAUGAAAGUCAUAUAACUGAAUAUGUUCAAAUCAAGUUGAGCGAUAAGCAAAAUGCCCUUCUUGACAAGAAACGUCGAGAAUUUCUUAAACAGCAUAAAUUUGUUUUCGAUAAGGCCAAUAUCAUUAAAGAAACCACCAAAGAAUAUUUACUUGAAUUACUUUAUCUCGAAGCAAAAUUAGAAAACAUUAAAUUUAAGAAUG